AUGGACCUGCUGCAAGCACCCCAUUCUGGCCCCCGAAAGAAGAGACCCAGGAAGGCAGGUGCCUUGAUGGUUUCAGGUGCUCAUGAGGUCCGGUUUGGAGAUUUGGUCCUCUUCAUUUUGGAGAAGAAAAUGGGAAGCACUCGCAGAGCCUUCCUCAUGGAUCUGGCCCGCAGCAAAGGCUUCAGGGUUGAGGACGAGCUCAGUGAUGCUGUUACCCACUUAGUGGCAGAAAACAACUCGGGUAAUGAUGUUCUGGAGUGGCUGCAGGUACAGAACAUCCAAGCCAGCUCCCGACUGGAACUCCUAGACGUCUCCUGGCUGAUAGAGUGCAUGGGAGCAGGGAAACCAGUGGAGAUGACCAGAAAGCACCAGCUGGUUGUAAGAAGAGGCAGUCCAGCUAGCCCCAACCCAGAUGCCCAGAAGACUCCAUCACGCUCUGUGCAGAGGAUCUCUGAGUACGCGUGUCAGAGGAGAACCACAUUAAACAACUGCAACUACGCAUUCACGGUAACAAGGCUUUGCUUCAGCACCUGGAGCAGAGGAAGGAAUGCCUUUGAGAUACUGGCUGAAAAUUGUGAGUUUAAAGAGAAUGAAGACUCUUAUGUGACAUAUAUUAGAGCAGCCUCCGUACUGAAAUCUCUGCCAUUCACCAUCAUCAGUAUGAAGGACACAGAGGGCAUUCCCUGCCUGGGAGACAGGGUGAAGUGUAUUAUAGAGGAAAUUAUUGAAGAUGGAGAAAGUUCUGAAGUUAAUGCUGUGUUAAAUGAUGAACGUUAUAAGUCCUUCAAACUCUUCACUUCUGUUUUUGGAGUAGGGUUGAAGACAUCUGAGAAGUGGUUUCGGAUGGGGUUCAGAUCUCUGAAUAAAAUAAAGUCAGACAAAAGCCUGAAAUUUACACGAAUGCAGAAAGCAGGAUUCCUGUACUACGAAGACCUUGUGAGCUGUGUGACCCGGGCAGAAGCAGAGGCAGUCAGCACGCUGGUUAAAGAGGCCGUCUGGGCAUUUCUUCCAGGGGCCUUCAUUUCCAUGACAGGAGGCUUCCGCAGGGGUAAGGAGAUUGGCCAUGAUGUAGAUUUUUUAAUUACCAGCCCAGAAAUAACAGAGGAUGAAGAACAACAAGUUUUACAUAAAGUGAUAAACUUAUGGGAAAAUAAGGGACUGCUUUUAUACAGCGACCUCGUGGAAUCAACAUUUGAAAAGCUCAAGUUGCCUAGCAGGAAGGUGGAUGCUUUAGAUCAUUUUCAAAAAUGCUUUCUGAUUUUAAAAUUGCAUCAUCAGAGAGAGGACAAUGAGAAGUCUUCCCAGCAGGAGGAAAAGACCUGGAAAGCCAUUCGUGUAGACUUAGUCAUGUGCCCCUAUGAGCGCCGCGCCUUCGCCCUGCUGGGGUGGACUGGCUCCCGGCAGUUUGAGAGAGACCUCCGGCGCUAUGCCACCCAUGAACGGAAAAUGAUGUUGGAUAACCAUGCUUUAUAUGACAAGACCAAGAGGAUAUUUCUCAAAGCAGAAAGUGAAGAAGAAAUUUUUGCACAUCUGGGAUUGGAUUACAUCGAACCAUGGGAAAGAAAUGCCUAAGAAAAAGUUGUUGAUGGAUUUCUGCUCUUUUCUGGUCAAACAAAUUAUGCUUCAUAUUAAUAAAAGAUGCCUUAGGAAAGUUUGGGAUUCUUUAGGUCUUGCUGAAAUGCAGAUUACUACUAAAAAUAAAUCGCUUUGGAGACAUGAUCAGGCACCACAUGGAAAUAAAUUAAUUCUAACAGGCAGGAUGCAUGAGGGCUGCUUAGAAUUCACAGUGAAUUUUCCAAUAGAAAAGUCUCAUUGCUGGUGGCUCAGCCAGAAAGUUAUCAAAGCCCAUUCUUCUCUCAUGGUAGCUGAUGUACAGUAUAUCUUCAAUAAAAAUAAAAGACAAGA
This is a messenger RNA of Cavia porcellus (domestic guinea pig), 1905 nucleotides long. RefSeq names its product DNA nucleotidylexotransferase (gene Dntt). Lineage: Eukaryota; Metazoa; Chordata; Mammalia; Rodentia; Caviidae. The record is from RefSeq and is a predicted model, not a curated record. Gene Ontology annotation, biological process: double-strand break repair via nonhomologous end joining. Gene Ontology annotation, cellular component: nucleus. Bases 1 to 1572 code for a protein of 523 amino acids. The transcript is spliced from 11 exons. Gene Ontology annotation, molecular function: DNA nucleotidylexotransferase activity; DNA-directed DNA polymerase activity; DNA binding.